AUGACUGGUUCUAACAUCCAAGGCAAAAGGCUCAGUGGCCACGCCUCUGUUUUAUUAGUACGUUUGGCGUUUUAUCUUUCCUCUGCAAUGACUUUCACUCGCUUUGUUUCGAUUGGCCGUGUAGUACUUAUCAACUACGGUCCCGAUGCCGGCAAGAUCGCCACAAUCAUCGACGUUGUUGAUGAGAACAAAGCCCUAGUCGACGGACCUUUCAGUGUCACGGGCGUGAACCGUCACGUGAUCAACUUUAAGCGUUUGUCACUGACUGACCUGACGGUUGACAUUCCUCGCCAAGCGCGCGAAAAGACGCUUAAAAAGGCUCUGGCGAAGGCAGACACGCUUGCCAAAUGGGAGGCCUCUACGUGGUCCAAGAAGAUUCAGAACAAGAAGACACGGGCCGAGUUGAACGACUUUGAACGCUUCAAAUCCAUGAUUGCGCGCAAACAGAAGAACUCAUUGAUUAAGAAGGCCGUUGCUACCGCCCGUAAAGCCCACUAA
Molecule: messenger RNA, 498 nt
Organism: Plasmopara halstedii
Lineage: Eukaryota; Oomycota; Peronosporomycetes; Peronosporales; Peronosporaceae
Product: 60s ribosomal protein
Exons: 2
Coding region: 1-498 (165 amino acids)
Biological process (GO): ribosomal large subunit biogenesis; translation
Cellular component (GO): ribosome; cytosolic large ribosomal subunit
Molecular function (GO): structural constituent of ribosome; RNA binding
Source: RefSeq, a predicted model, not a curated record